UGAGCACAGUCUACGUACUUUCGCUAUCUGUGCUGUGGUUUAUUGCAGGGGGGGGAAGUUCCAUGCGUGCUCUUGACCAGCAGGUCGCGUUUGGAUUUCUUGCCCGUUGACUGCGGUAGACGGCUGCUCGACUCCGGUCGUUCACGCUACGGGUGUAAAUUCCACACGUCGUGUUUUAAGAUGCGCGUGUCUAGUCAACCUGGAUCGCCGAACCGGUUCAAAUAGAAUGCCAACAACAAGUGACGCAGUACACUCCGAGCUGACAGUUCGAGGAGAGACGGCGACGCCUCCGGACGGCGAUGCACACGUAGCGCGGAGUUCGACUGCACGACAGUGGGACGGGUAUGAAACUGCACGUCUUCCGCCUCCUCACCGCCGUGCCAUCAUCACACAUGAGAGAAAGCCCAAAGCACUCACACUUGGAGCAGACGGAUCAAGACGAGAGGUGGAUGUCGAUCGUGGGUCCAGAUACGCCACCUGUAUUGUUUUAACAGUCUCCACCAACCUGGACCUGGAUAAAUCGGAGAUCAGCCUCAAGAGGAAGCAAGAAUCCUGCGUAUAUAGUUCAAGUGAGCCACAGAGGUGUAGAACGGUGGGCAUCGACUCUCAGGUGAAGAAACCAACUUCGCGACCUGACACUUCCAGAGAAGUAACAAGCCAGUCUCCGCUACCGCAAAAGAUAACAUUUCUGGCUGAGAAGGACGAAGACAUUAUCACGGUUGUGUGCAGCAGUCGUAAGUUCAGAAGUAGUCUUCAAUGUGGAUCGCAACCAAGAACAACUGCCUGCGGAUCAUCUGAAUUGGAGCAAACGAUUAAGGGCCGGGCCGAUCUUGAGAAACCAACUGAUGUGGAGGAGCUGUCUAACCCCGGUGAAGUCAUGUUGUCUUCUGGUAUGGUGACAGUUCUCGCUCCUACUUGGAGCGGCCGACUGCGGCGCUCCAAAAGGUUCGAGGCAACGGGCAGUUUGGAAACUUUGGCAAGUCUUCCAGAUGCGGCAAACCCGAAAGCAAGUCGUCCGCAAGAUGACUCUCAGUGGUCUCAAAGUGGUGCGACGAGGGCGUUUAACGUCACGCAGACCCAGCCAAGAAUUCCGUUUCUGAGUACCAGGCAGAACACAACAGGCUGGUCCACUAAAAGUGUUCUCCAAAAUUUGGACUAUGAAUUACAGAGUAACGUUGCUCGAACAAUCUCGUUGGAUGGGAGCUCUAAAGAGAGAGAAAUCAAGAAAGCGCAGGCAAGUACGAGCUGGGACCUCUAUGGGCAAAAGAGGACUCCACAAGACGGUCAUCUGGUGCGCCGCUCAUCUUUGAGCUCAAAACCAACAACAAGCGGUCUCCUUCUGUCACUACGACGAAUAAACAGUCAAAGCAUGAACUCCAAUAACCCGACUCCGUCUGAGGUCAAGCCACUGUCCUUGAAGACUGGCCAAGAUGCUCAACCGUUCUCAACACACGUGCCCCAAAGCUUGCACAACACACUUGAGAGGGAAAAGUUUAAGCCACUCCCCUCGUCUUUGUCCGCUUCUUCCAGGGCGUCCGAGACGGAAGCAUUUAGUUCCUCCUCAUUGAAUAAUCACAGAGGCACAUCGAAAGCAAGCUUGUUUUCCUCUUUGACCGUCAACAAAGUAUCAACUGACACACCCGAACAACCACAACCGAUGACUCGGGAACAGCCAAGUCUUUCAUGGUCCGGACAGACAUUUGUCAGUCGAAGAGCGUCGGACAACGAUCGGAAUUGGAUCGGUUCGGGCAGAGGUUCGAAUCUCUUUUUUGAUAGGGAUGCAUCUCCACAUCAACGUAUACAACGCGACUCCGGUGUGCUCUCAGAGAGCGGCGCACCUUCCAGAAACACACCUGGGUCAUCUACUUCCCGGUGGCAAGAAAAUAGCCAGAAGGGCAGUCCAAUUUCAAUUCUCUCCGACACACCCAACAUCAUAAGCAAGCCACACACACCCUUAAUUCCUUUACCGAACAAUAACUGUGACACAGCAGCUCCAAGUCUGACGAAUAACAAAAGUCUUCAGCUCCAAUGUCAAAGUUCCAAUUGUAGCAAUGAUAGCACCAAUGCUGUGAUGAAGCCACAAAAGGGAGGGCCCGCUCGAGUCAAAGAGAAGUACUCUGAUGAUUCAUUUGACAAAGUAAGACUUGCCAAACAAUUGCAUGAAUCCAGUUCAAAAAAAGUAGAACUGCGCAAGUCUCAACAUUUGCCUGACAGGCACUCGACUCUCAGUCAACCAAGAGAUUCCAUGAGGCAUGAUGCAAGUAAUGGCUCAUUUCAAGCUCACGUGACUGCAUUUGCGCCCUCUUUGUUCAAUCCAAAUCGAUCUGCGCCUCCUAAGAUCGACGACAGAACAAAUAACGCUCACCAAAGCAAGCCGAUGAACCCGUGUUUAUUUCUUGAGAGCACCGACACUCUCAAGAUUCAGGUUGUUCCUCUUAAGAAUGUAUCUGGUUUCUCACAGAAAGAAAAUGCCGGUCCUCCGCUUCAUUCCAAACCAGAUUCUUUUCCGACCGGCUCCACAUCCCAAACAUCAAAAGUCCCCAAUACAGCCCCCAUCACCGCCACGCCUCUUGGCUUUAGAAGGAGCUAUGCCGCCACUACAAAGCCUUUGCAACCAAAAGAUGUCUCCCACCAUGUUCCGAUGGUAAAUGACUCUUCGGAAACAAACCGUAGCCCUGCAUCUGUGACUCCUUCCCCAGCCGCAACAAUGACUCCCACCCAGAUGACUUGUACCAGUAUUCCUGCCGUAACAUCACAUCCGCAAACACCUCCUGCCACCGCAAUCAGUCCGAACCGAAAAGUGGGAGGAAUAUUAACUAACCAAUCCGAAAAAGACCACAAAAAAUCCGCCCAAGGAUACGGAAAGAGAGUGAAGCAUGUCAUGUGGGAGGAUUCAGAGAACUCUGAACCUACAAAGAGUCCCGAUCCAUCUGUCCUGACGAGUCCACUAUCUCGCUCGAUGUCUCAGCGACUUAGCAGAGCCCCAUCCAUCUUCUCUUUUCUAAGAUUAAGCAGUCCAAACCCAAAAACCACUCCCCUUUGCAGCGCGUCACGCAAGACCUCGAGCUUGCAGGUGGGGGAAGGAGAGAAGUAUCGAUCUUUGUCUUCUGACUCUGCGGAUCAGACCUUGAGAGAGGGAGGAGAAUCGCAACAAAACCCCACCGAUGCAAUGAGUUUUGUCCAAGAGAGAAGAGACGCAAUUCCAUCCCCACUGCGGAGGUCUCGGUCAUUGCAGGCCGAUGAAUUCCUGUAUUAUUCAACCGCGCCCUCGCCCGACUUUGCAAAUGGAUACAAGAUACGCUACAGCCCGCCACCGUACUCCUCUCUCAUCUCCAGCCGUAGUGAAACUAAGAAGGCAACUCCGAGGACGUCACUUUUCCAAAAUGUUAACUCCACCUCAAAUUAUACCUCAAAUCAUCCCUUACUUUCUCAUCCGGUUGCAGAUGCAAUCUCAUCUAACUCAAAAACGUCACUCGUAAAUUCCCCCAAACCUCUCCUGUCUUCUCCUCUGCAGACCAAAAUGUUAUCACAGAUUCAAGUUGUUCCUCUUAAGAACGUUUCUGGUUUCCCACAGAAAGAAAAUGCCGGUCCUCCGCUUCAUUCCAAACCAGAUUCUUUUCCCACCGGCUCCACAUGCCAAACAUCAAAAGUCCCCAAUACACCGCCCAUCAGCACCCCAAUCUUUGCAGGUGAACAUGUCUUGCACGGUGUUUCGCAAACAGGUGAAAUAAACAAUAACAGCUACAAGCGUAUCUGUCGUAAUCAGAAAAAUGGUGGCAUAUUACUUAUCGAGAGCAGAGUUGAUGAAAUCCCCCAAACUUUGCAGAGUUCCAAAAUGGACAAAACCGCUUCGCCUCCAGAGAACAGAAAGCCUGAGUCAUUGCCAUUUUUUACAAAGAUGCUCUCUUCUGUGGCGGCAAAGCCAAGCGAAGAGACGCACAGAACUCCGAGUCAUUCAAAUCAAAGCUCAAGCGGCAGCAGCUCAACAGAGAGUCGGUCUGUGGGUGACGAAGUCAGCAGCAAAAAAAUGAAGGAGAGUGUGAUGGGUAAAUUCAAACUUUUCUCAGUGGAGAGCAACAACGAGCAAAGCCCAAAGAGGCGUCGUUUUGUUAUGAAGAAAAGUGUCAGCACGCCAAACUCUGAAAGCGAGAAGGCCAACAAAACUUCGAAUAAAAUGGACCAGGUUCUCAACAAACUAAGGCAAACAUUCGGCACCAAACGCCCCGAUGACGAACUAUUGCCGUGGAAAUGGAGGCAAGCGUCUGAAACUGCGUCUGUGGGCGGGCUGAGCGAUACCGGCAAUACCAACGAUGCCACGGUUGAGGGCAACAGAACCGCUGGCCGUGAAGAACAAGCGGCCGAGCCGAAGGGCCGUGGAAGGGCAAAACAAGGUGAAGAAUUGGCACAGACCAGUUCCUCCCUCAUACCAGCCUUAUCUAUGACAGGCAACGAGUCCUUCAUUUGGCCAGACCAGCCCAAACCCAAAGACCAAGACAAAGAAAGCUUUUGUCCAACAACACCAUCUGACCAGAAUGAUGCUAAGACUAGAGCAACAAACCCGUUUCUUCUCAGUGCGGAUCCUGGUUGCAGUAGAAGCCCGAAGCUCAGCGAUGGUCACUGUACUAAGUUAAGGAAAUCGACGUCCAAUUCCAAGAGUCCAUUCUCCCCCUUCUCCUCUCUUUCCCCACACUCGCCAUUUUCCUCAACCGAUGUGGCAGACGACAGUGUCUUCUACAGCCCAAAGAUGCAGCGGCGAAGGGAGACUUCACCGCCAUGUGAGCCGGGGGAAGGAAUCGGUCUGGUGAGUUCACGGAGAAGCCGGGCCUCGGCGGGUCUGCCGAGUACAGGUCCGGUACAGGGCGAGGCAUCGUGCUAUGCUGAUUUAAAGUAUGGCAUUGAGCCAGGGAGGUCGGUUUCUGUGAGCUCUGUACUCUCCAGUCGGCCUUCGGGGCCCGGGCGAAUUUCCACCGGCCCCAGAUUCAUGAGCGUGGACGACCUCUCGGAAUCCGUCCCGAUUCAUGGAAGAGGUGAUGAGGAUUUCAAGGAGUGGUUAGAGAAGAAUUGCGAUCACAGAUCAAUUGGUCGGAUGCGGUCCUACUUCCACGGUGAGGCCGAUCAAAUGAGAUCAAGAUCUCUUCCUCGAUCGCUGACUCGCCGUCUGGCCCAGCGGGGCUCAAGUGUUUCUGUUUGUCCACCUGCAGACACCACGGCAUCAAUGUCGCCCCAUCGCUGGAGCCCCAACAUGAACACUUGUCACUUUGACUGGGACACAGUGAGCCCCCCAACUCCUCCUCCAACACCCCCUUUGUCACCACAGACCAGACGCAUGUCCAAACCCUCCAGCCUUUCCUCGCCUAAUUUUCCCAGCUCCGAUGCAGAACCAUUGGAAAGCCAAUCCCCCAGGGGGCAUUUGCCCUCUCGGGGUUACGUCUCCAGUCUAAGCACAUUUGAAGAGUCCUCGGACAGCAGCUCAGACACGACGACAGAUGAUGAAUAUUAUUUAGAAAAAAGUGACGACGAAGAAAAGGAGACUGAAUUGUGAAAAAAAAAGUCACAAUUCAAUUGCUACUUUCUCUUCGAUAUUCAUGAUCCAGGACUUGAUAUUGUAAAAUAAUAAUAAUAAGAAGAAGAAGGGCGAGACAGCAACAGGAACGUGCAAAAGAAAGAUCCGAAUGUGGCCGGACAGUCAAGGCAAGUGACUUGAAGUGGCUCAUCUUCAUUGUCUGCCUAAAUACAAGUGUGUUGUCAUGACGACACUUAGUGGGUAAGCAUGCUACAGGCCUCUAUUUACAGUGAAACCUGUAUUUGCGGUGGCUACGUUCCAGACCCAGCCCCCCUUGGUGAUACGAAGUGACCACAACAGAAAGUUUGAUGUUCUUCUUCUUCUUCUACUACAUCUAUUACUACUGCAUCUCAUUGGUGCCCGGCAUGUUGUGGCACAAUCUGGUACUUAGACAGAUGGCUCGCAACUCUAAAUUUAGACUUGCCCACCGUCCACUGUACAUAAACAAACAAAAAUGGUCACUUCAAAAAUCUUCAAAUUUUAGCAAGGGCAGAAUCAAUGAAGCGCUACUUUGUGGGGCUACACCGUAAAGUGAUGUAUGUGCGGACAAUUACGCGUUGCAAAUUUCUGCUAAAUAAUGGAUGCUUAGCACUCGUUUUGGACAGUUGCAUGGCUUCAGUGCGGGAUUUACAGCUGUGGCCUUUUUGAUGUUUGAUAUAAAGAAUUCAUUUUAUUCCACUGAGAUUCGUGGUUGUCCGUCCGAUUCUUGAGAACGGAAUUUAGUUUGAGCUAUUCAUAUUUUGUGUGUUUAUAGCAGUACUCCGGAUCUAAACAAUGGUAUCUCUCCAUGUUGAACUAUUUUUAUUAUUAUAUAUUUUUUUAAAGUCACGUUGUGAAUGGUGGUAGAGCCACAACACUGUAUUAUGCUUUUAUGCUCCUGUUGCUUGAAUGCAUCAGGGUCAUCUAGACCCAUACUGUUUCUUCUGCUGCUAAGCAAUAACUCCACUAGUGAAGGAGGAUUAUGGUAAUUAAAAAUAAUAAUAAUUUUAAAAUCGUGUUCUUGAAUUUGAUGUUCAUGUUUUAAAUUAUGUUUAUUUUUGUAACAUUUUUUUUAGUUGGUAAAGGGAUCAUACUGCCGUUUGUAAUUUUAGCAUUUGUUGUCAAAGUGCUGUAUACGGUGCCCGAUAUUGUUUGUCCAGACUAAAUAUUUGCACAUUGACAAUUCAACAUCCAAAUAUAUGCAUUUUAUAAAUCAAUGCAAUGUUUCCAACAA
Hippocampus zosterae (dwarf seahorse) is the source of this 6776-nucleotide messenger RNA. RefSeq names its product mucin-17. Bases 227 to 5542 code for a protein of 1771 amino acids. The record is from RefSeq and is a predicted model, not a curated record. The transcript is spliced from 5 exons. Lineage: Eukaryota; Metazoa; Chordata; Actinopteri; Syngnathiformes; Syngnathidae.